AUGGACCUGCUCUUCACUUCACAGGAACUAGUCCCAAACUACCAGUGUGGUACCCAGAAGAAAAUAAUAGGUGUCAUUGGAGGACUUACCGCUGAUACCUCAUCACACAUGGCAAGCAUCUUAAGUCUUUGCAAGAUACCACAGUGCUUACAGCAUCCUGGUGGAGGUGGGAAUGAGAGGUGGGGGCUCCAACAGCCUGGACAGAGGUGGCAAGGAGGUGGCGGAGACGGUGCCCGAGCAGCGCGGCCCACGCCACGUGCCUUCCUGCUGGGCCUCAACCUCCUGGCCGCCCAGAAGCACCAGGAGAAGGAACACCAGGCCGGCAGCGACUGGGCCGAUGGCAAGGACAGCCCUGUGGCCACCCAGGGGCAGCUGCUGUCAUCGCUGUAUGGGGACGAGAGGGAGGGGGACGGCCAGCAGCCGCUUUCGUAUGGCUCAUUUAAACCAGAACGGGAUGAUUCGUCCCAGUUCUUUUCCUUUUACCGCAUGGUCCCCAGUGAAGCCCUUCUGUAUGAGGGGAUCGUCCAGUUACUUCUGCAUUUCAGGUGGAAAUGGGUUGGGAUCGUCACUAUGGAUAGUGAAAGUGGAGACUAUUUCUCGCAGACUUUGGAGCCGAUGCUUUCCAGAAAUGGAAUCUGUGUGGCCUUCACACAGAAGAUUCCAGAAGGUGUCCCGUUGGAAAGCCUUGAGGUCCUUUUGGCAUACAUCGACCGUAGCAAUGCCGAUUUCCUGGACAGCAAAGCCAAUGCAAUUGUUCUCCACACCCUUCUUCAGAGAAUUGCUUUCAACAACAGUGCUGGAGAUGAAGUGACCUUUAAUGAACAUGGAGAACUGAAAGGUGGAUUUGAUAUUAAAAAUUUGGUCACCUUCCCAAAUAACUCCUAUGUCAAAGUCAAGAUCGGGAGAUUGGAUCCUCAGGUUCCUCUUAGUAAAAGAGUAAUCAUCAAUGAAGAGAGAAUUGAGUGGCAUACAAACUUCGCCCAGGUGCCUCCUUUCUCUGUGUGUAAUGAUAACUGCAAGCCUGGUUCCAGCAGGAGAAAGAAGGAAGGGGAGAAAUUCUGCUGCUACAAUUGUGACCCAUGUCCAGAAGGGGAAAUGUCAGACAAAGAGGAUAUGGAUUAUUGCAUCACUUGCUCUGAAGGUCAUUAUCCAAACCAGGGUCAAGAUCAAUGCAUUCCAAAGGUUCCAAAUUUCCUUUCAUUUGCAGAACCUCUGAGCAUUAUUUUAGCCUUUGGGGCUCUUUUCUUUACUCUCGUCACAGCUCUGGUGCUUGCAAUCAUUGUAAAGUACAAGGGCACCCCCAUCGUUAAAGCCAACAACCGGAGCCUCACCUACGUUCUGCUCAUCUCUCUCUUUCUCUGCUUCCUCUGCUCCUUGCUCUUCAUUGGACAGCCUAAUGAGGUGACCUGCCUCCUCCGACAAAUGACUUUUGGCAUCAUCUUCUCCAUUGCUGUUUCUUCUGUCUUGGCAAAAACUGUGACUGUCAUUUUGGCAUUUAUUGCAUCCAAGCCAGGAAACCAUUUUAGAAAAUGGGUGGGAAAACAAUCAGCACAUUAUAUAGUUCUUUCUUGCUCCUUUGUUCAAGUUGGCAUUUGUGCUGUUUGGCUUGGUUCUUCUCCUCCAUUCCCAGAUGUGGACAAGAAUUCACUGAGUAAAGAAAUCAUCGUGCAAUGCAAUGAAGGGUCAGUCACUAUGUUUUACUGUGUCUUGGGCUACAUGGGAUUUCUUGCAACCAUCUGCUUCAUUGUUGCUUUCCUGGCCAGAAAACUACCUGACAGCUUCAAUGAAGCCAAGUUCAUCACCUUCAGCAUGCUGGUCUUUUGCAGUGUUUGGCUGUCCUUUGUCCCUACUUACCUGAGCACAAGAGGAAAAGACAUGGUGGCCGUGGAGAUCUUCUCCAUCUUGGCCUCCAGUGCUGGCUUGCUGGGCUGCAUCUUUCUGCCUAAAUGCUAUAUGAUAAUUCUGAGGCCUGAGUUGAACAGCAGAGAGCAGCUGAUAAGGAAAAAAACAUGA
Messenger RNA from Gekko japonicus, 2013 nucleotides. Its product is annotated as vomeronasal type-2 receptor 26-like. The record is from RefSeq and is a predicted model, not a curated record. Gene Ontology annotation, molecular function: G protein-coupled receptor activity. NCBI's taxonomy places the organism in Eukaryota, Metazoa, Chordata, Lepidosauria, Squamata, Gekkonidae. Gene Ontology annotation, biological process: G protein-coupled receptor signaling pathway. Gene Ontology annotation, cellular component: membrane. Bases 1 to 2013 code for a protein of 670 amino acids. The transcript has 6 exons.